This is a messenger RNA of Amorphotheca resinae ATCC 22711, 882 nucleotides long. RefSeq lists its product as hypothetical. NCBI's taxonomy places the organism in Eukaryota, Fungi, Ascomycota, Leotiomycetes, Helotiales, Amorphothecaceae. Gene Ontology annotation, cellular component: plasma membrane. Bases 1 to 882 code for a protein of 293 amino acids. The record is from RefSeq and is a predicted model, not a curated record. The transcript has 4 exons. Gene Ontology annotation, molecular function: acetate transmembrane transporter activity.
AUGGCUACCUCCAGUGGUUCCGACUCCAAGGAGUACGAGAACGGCACCUCCGCAACCUUCGACCACGCCGCCGGCCUCAACUCCUCGCAGACCGCUGCCCAGCGCGAGCGCGCUCGUUUUGACUAUGGCGGAAAUCCCUUGGCCCACACCAACACGGGCGAUUCGGCGCGGUUCCCGGCUUUCGGUGGUGAGUUCCAACCAGGUCUCUACAAACCCACCACUGGCCGCAAGUUUGGUAAUCCGGCCCCGCUGGGCUUGAGCGCCUUCGCCCUGACCACCUUCGUCCUCUCCCUCAUCAACAUUGGCGUGAAGAAUGUGCACGAACCUAACAUCGUGGUGGCAUUGGCUUUCGGGUACGGCGGGCUCGUCCAGCUGCUCGCUGGCAUGUGGGAGAUGGCAGUAGGGAACACUUUUGGUGCCACGGCGCUCUCCUCCUAUGGCGGCUUCUGGCUCUCCUUCGCGAUCCUGCUCACUCCGGGCGGCUUCCAGAUCGAGGCGGCAUACACCGGGGCGACGGCCGGCUCGAACGACUUCACCAAUGCCUUCGGCUUCUUCCUCGCCGGCUGGUUUGUCUUCACGAGUAUCCUGCUGCUCUGUACGCUGCGUUCCACCGUCGCCUUCUUCCUGCUCUUCUUCUUCCUCGAUCUCACCUUCCUGCUGCUCUCCAUCGGCUACCUGUACGGCCAGGAUGGCGCUCCCAAGGCCGUGGUCAUCAAGGCUGGGGGCUACUUUGGCAUCUUCGCUGCCUUCAUGUCGUGGUACAAUGCGCUGGCCGGUAUCGCGGAUGACAGCAACUCCUUCUUCGUCAUUCCCGUCGCACACUUCCCAUGGUCCGUCAAGGGCCGCGAGCGGCGCGCCGUCACCAAGAGCGAAGACGUGUAG